Molecule: messenger RNA, 300 nt
Organism: Sinocyclocheilus rhinocerous
Lineage: Eukaryota; Metazoa; Chordata; Actinopteri; Cypriniformes; Cyprinidae
Product: Fanconi anemia group C protein homolog
Exons: 2
Biological process (GO): cellular response to oxidative stress; nucleotide-excision repair; interstrand cross-link repair
Cellular component (GO): Fanconi anaemia nuclear complex
Source: RefSeq, a predicted model, not a curated record
ACCAUGGCAACGGCAUGUGUUGCCUUGGUCACAUGUCCUCAGAUGUCUCCUCUCAUUGGAGCUCUGUUGAAGCAUUCCAUGUUGUGUGGCUCUUCCUGUCUGAAUCAAGAGUUCAUUAAGGAAAUCAGUGAGGCCUUGAUCAGUAAGAGGCUUGUGUUGGAGGAUGAGGCCAUAGUGAACCUGUGGUGUUAUAGUCCCACCUGUCUGGAGGGGGCAGCAGUGAGCUUGCUGGAAUCUGUGCUCUCUGACCGUGAAACAAUGACACAGAGUCUGGACAAACAUGUUAAUGACUCAUUACUG